AUGGACGUCAUCCCAACCAAACGAAAUGUCGUGAAACUAGCCUCAACCUUCUAUGAUCCACUUGGUAUAGUGGCACCAGCUAUCCUAAGGUUCAAGAUGCUGUUCCAAGAGCUGUGCCAAAUGAAAUCCAGAUGGGAUGACCUGCUGGAAAAUUCCUUACUUGUGAAGUGGAAUAACCUAGUGCAAGACCUCCAACGAGCAGCUAGUAUAACCAUACCACGUUGCUACUAUCCUAUGAGUCUACAUCAGAACUGUGAGUUAGUGUAUAAAAUUCAUGGAUUUUGUGAUGCCUCAGCGAAGGCCUACGGGGCAGUGAUCUAUCUUGUAGUGAUGUCACACAGCACAAGGACAAUCAGAUUCCUGGUAUCAAAGACUAGCCAAAGAGUAACCCCUGUGUCCGGAAUGACAAUCCCACGUCUAGAACUCCUGUCAGCACUUGUUCUUGCUAGACUGAUUAGAACGGUGAAGGAAGCACUAAAGUUUGAGAUCACUAUUGAUGAGACAUAUUGCUGGUCAGAUUCUAGAGUUGCUCUGGCAUGGAUAAAAGGAGUGAAGUCUGAAUGGAAACAAUUCGUCCAGAAUAGAGUGAAUGAAGUACGUAAACUUGUACCAGUGGACACCUGGGGACAUUGUCCAGGCUCGAUGAAUCCUGCCGAUAUCGCCUCAAGGGGCAUGGCACUAGAAGAACUGUCACAGUGUUCUACCUGGAUUGAUGGUCCUUACUGGCUAAAACAGAGUGACACCCCAGAUAAUCCCGAUGUCCUCCCUGAAGAGGAUGACCUGUCACAGAUGGAUCUACCCAUUGAGUGCCUCGACGAAAUGAAGGUGAAGGCGAAGAGAGAGCUGGUCAUGCUGACCACAGAGCAUGAAUUUCCUGCCAGAAUUGGAACCAUUAUGGAUAUUACUGACUUCAGUACACGGAGAUCACGUCUGAGAGUUACGGCCCAUGUGUGUUGA
Molecule: messenger RNA, 957 nt
Organism: Priapulus caudatus
Lineage: Eukaryota; Metazoa; Priapulida; Priapulimorpha; Priapulimorphida; Priapulidae
Exons: 1
Coding region: 1-957 (318 amino acids)
Source: RefSeq, a predicted model, not a curated record